Truncatella angustata is the source of this 1119-nucleotide messenger RNA. RefSeq lists its product as uncharacterized. The record is from RefSeq and is a predicted model, not a curated record. The transcript has 4 exons. The coding region runs from base 1 to 1119 and encodes 372 amino acids. NCBI's taxonomy places the organism in Eukaryota, Fungi, Ascomycota, Sordariomycetes, Amphisphaeriales, Sporocadaceae.
AUGGCAGACAGGAGUGGGCAGGUCAAGGCCGUGGCCAUACUUUUCCUCAUAACCACCUGGGUUCUGGUUCCGUUAAGAUUAUAUUGUCGCGGUUACAUUGUGAAGUCCUUCGGCUCCGACGACUGGAUCCUAUGCUUCUUACAGAUCGUCUUCACGAUUUACCUUAUAUCACAAUUGCUGGGCGCUGUGGCGGGAACAGGUCGUCACAAAACCGACAUCACGCCCGAGGCCAAUACCGAAGCACUUAGGGUAAGCAAUGAACGGAGCUCUGUAGUCGUCAGAGAAUUUGGUGCUAAUACAGCUGUCUUGGCGACUGGGCAGUGGUGGUUUAUAUGCGAGCUUCUCUACAUCAUCUCUACAUGUGCGCUGAAAAUCUCAGUGGGCUUCUCAUUGCUGCGAAUUUGUGUGAGGCCAGCUUAUGCCCGCAUCAUCCAUUUUUUGAUGUACGCAACUGGUCUUGUGGGAAUAGUAUACUUUCUGAUGGUUCUUCUUCAAUGUCGACCCAUGUCAACUUUCUGGGAACAGUCGCCCAGAACGAAUGACCUUUGCUUCAAAAAUAGCAUCGUGCUCGGUUUAACAUACACCAUAGCCAUCAUGAACUGCUUGGCAGAUUGGGCAUUCAGCAUACUUCCGAUCCUCGUUGUCAAACAUCUCAAUAUGCGACGCUCCACGAAAGUAUCGUUAAGCGCGAUCUUAGGUCUCGCAGCUUUAGGGAGCAUAGCGACCGUCGUACGUUGCUUCUAUAUCCCCACCUUACUUGUGGGUGAUGAUUUUCUAUUCGCUACAACAGAGGUGGCAUUAUGGAGUACGAUAGAACCCGGACUAGGGAUCAUCGCGACCUCACUCGCUAUACUCCGCCCGUUGUAUCGCGCCAUGAAAAUUCGAAUCGGAUUAUAUGGCAGCCAAACGGCUGAAUACCACAUACGGGACACCGAUGCGGUUAGCCUCUAUAGUGCAGCAAAGACAGCUGGAAAUCUCUCUCAGAGUAAUGUUUUUGGAUUAUUCAAAGGUGCAACCAAGACGGAGUCAAGCGAUAAUGCUCAUAUGUCCGAGACACGCGAGCUUCAUGUAACGACGGAGUUAACGGCCCCAGCAGUGGCUUGGGUUUCCCCAGGGUAA